AUGUUAACAGAUGAAAGCGACACAGGCAGUGGGAAUUCGAGUCACACAGGCUGCAAGACACUGUUAAAUCAUGGCUUAGAAAAGACCAAAAUGGAGUGUCGUACAGAGGAGGUGAUUUAUGUAGAAGAACAGGUGUUAACAUCGGGUCCUUUCUCCAUUGACGGUUCCUUUUUAACUUGUUAUGAUGUAUCUGAAAAAGGAGGAUGUACAAUGACUCUACCUCAGAACGAGACCCAGGGACGCAGAAAUCUUUUUCCCAUUGGAAGCUUUUGCAAUCUACGAGUGGACUGUGUUUUGAACACCUCGCUAUUAAAGAUCCCAGACGUUCUGAAUGAUAGCGAUUGCUCUUCACGUGUAUUCAAAUUGACUAGUUUUACAUACACAUGCAUACAGAAAAAACAUAUAUAUUCAUUGAAGGAAGACACGAGUUUGUCGGAGAGAACAAGAGACGUGCAUCUUGUAACAGACAGUUUCGGUGGCAACUUUAAUUGUGACGUAGCUGGACCUUUUAGCUAUCUGUACUUGUUAGAGCUAAAAGAGGCCACAUUGUAUGUCUCAAGAGAUGGCCAACAAUUAUACAAGAACGAUGAUAUGGACAUAUAUGGAGAAGAUAUCGGCUUGUAUGUAAACAGCAGUAAUUGCACUACAUGUAUGUACGCGUUAAACAUAUCAUCAGCACGAAAAGGACGGAUGUGGCUUCAUCUAAAAGGCGAUGAUAUCAUAGUUAAUUGUACACGAAUUCCGUCCAGUAUACAUCCGCUCGUAGCCACGGAAAGAACAAUGAAGAUGACGUUGUCAAACGAUGAUGUACCUUACACGAAAGGUUAUAAUUCUCGUCUGUUCGUUCUGCUGGUGUCUGGUUUGGUUUUGGCCUUAGUUUUAAUGGCUGGACUUUACGUCAUGCAAAGAAGAAAUUACCUUAAGAAGUUGAACAAUUCGGAUCAACAAAAUGAUACAAGGAUAUCGAGCGAGUUCAGCGUUCACGUGACCGAUGCGGCUGAGAAUGCCAACAUCUACUCGGAAAUCUCUCCGAUGGCUUCUCUUGAAUUUGACAUUGACAAAGGUACUAUUCUGUCCAGAAUUGACGAAGUUAUAUUGUCGGUACUUCAGCAAAUAAACGAUAAUAAACCACCGGCUUUAAGUCAUUUUAACCGAUCCACCUGGCUUAACGUAUCUUACAAUGAAAAUAUUGGUCUCUGUGUCAAUGACGCCAUGAAGAUGACGUCAGUACGUUUUGACUCCAAGCAAUCGAUCAAGAAGUUCACAUUGAUGAUGAAAUUGCUGUCGAUGAUUUACCGUCUAAUCCAGACAGGUAGUUUCUGCACUAAACGUGAUCUUUACUAUCAAGACACUACGCUGUUUGGAAACCAGACGGCAUUAGAUGAAGCGCUGGAAAAUGUGUCCUGUAUGAUACAGGUGCCAAGAUGGCGUCUGCACGUGCUUGCUACCUCUAAAGGAUGCAUUGCAGGUAACCUGUGUUUCCACGAUGUUGACGGUAAUUAUGUUGAUUGUAGCCAGACCAAAGCAGGAAUCCAAGUACCGAGCCACAUAGAGGGCCUGGAACAUAUCCAAACGGACGCAGAUCAUGUCUUAGUCGUAGAAAAAGAUGCCAUAUUUCAGCGGUUACUGAGUGAAGGCUUUUGCGAACGCAUGCGACCAUGUAUAGUAAUUACGGGCAAAGGUUUUCCUGACAUGAACACCAGGAUGCUUCUUAAUCGAUUGUGGAGGGAGUUUUCCCCUAAAUUUUACAUCCUGGUGGACGCUGAUCCGUACGGAAUAGAGAUUAUGACCGUGUAUAAGUACGGUUCCCGUUCCCUGUCCUUUGAGGCCCCCAUGCUGACGGUUCCCGGCUUGGAAUGGCUCGGAGUUCUACCAAGCGACAUACAACGACUACGCCUUAAGGAGGAUAGCCUUAUAGACUUUAAGCUUUCAGACAGGAACAAAAUAUCUGAUAUUUUGGCUCGACCGUAUAUUUCCAAGUCACAGUUGUUGUACAAAGAAUUAAAUGUUUUGUUGGAUCUUGGCAAAAAGGCUGAAAUCGAGAGCCUCGAUUCCAUAUCAACUUCCUUUCUAACAAACGUAUACCUUCCGACCAAGCUAAAACACGGGUGUUCAUAAAAGAAAACCCAGCUUAUUUUGUGGCCCAUUGUAUAUCGAUAUUUACUGCGAAAAUAACGUUGGGUUUUACCGGGUAUAUAUAACGUAUACCAUUUUCAUGAAUGAGUUUUGAAAUAAAAUUCUCAAUUUUUGACGUUUCUCUAAAAGGCGAGUUUAUCCAAAAUUGUGUCAUAUUCGAAUAUCAUUUCUGGCUUAUUUUAUCUCUGAAAUA
Molecule: messenger RNA, 2329 nt
Organism: Magallana angulata
Lineage: Eukaryota; Metazoa; Mollusca; Bivalvia; Ostreida; Ostreidae
Exons: 7
Coding region: 1-2118 (705 amino acids)
Biological process (GO): reciprocal meiotic recombination; meiotic DNA double-strand break processing; meiotic DNA double-strand break formation
Cellular component (GO): nuclear chromosome
Molecular function (GO): DNA binding; DNA topoisomerase type II (double strand cut, ATP-hydrolyzing) activity; ATP binding
Source: RefSeq, a predicted model, not a curated record